AUGCCAGACGGGUUCCCGAUGGCGCACCGCGGGUACAUCAUCCGGGGCUGGGCGCCGCAGGUGCUCAUCUUGAACCACCCUGCCGUUGGUAGUUACAUGACGCACUGCGGGUGGAACUCCACGCUGGAGGCUGUGAGCGCCGGCGUGCCGAUGGUGACGUGGCCGCGGUACGCCGACCAGUUUCACAACGAGAAGCUCGUCGUGGAGGUGCUUGAGGUGGGCGUCGGCGUCGGUGCGGAGGACUACGCAACAUGGAUGGAGACCCACCGACUUAUCGGCAGCGAGGUGAUCGCCGAAUCCAUCAGGAAAGUGAUGAAAAAGGAGACGAUGUGGAAGAAGGCUGAGGAGCUCGGCGCCAAGGCGAGGGCCGCCGUGGAGAAGGGCGGGUCGUCCUACGAUGAUGUAGGGCAGCUCAUGGAAGAGUUGAUGGCCCGCCGGUGCUCUGGACGUACGGCUCGUGGACAAUUGUGA
This is a messenger RNA of Triticum turgidum subsp. durum (durum wheat), 471 nucleotides long. Lineage: Eukaryota; Viridiplantae; Streptophyta; Magnoliopsida; Poales; Poaceae. The record is from the annotation of a GenBank genome assembly.